Molecule: messenger RNA, 1275 nt
Organism: Endocarpon pusillum Z07020
Lineage: Eukaryota; Fungi; Ascomycota; Eurotiomycetes; Verrucariales; Verrucariaceae
Product: Actin cytoskeleton-regulatory complex protein END3
Exons: 1
Coding region: 1-1275 (424 amino acids)
Biological process (GO): endocytosis; actin filament organization; endosomal transport
Cellular component (GO): nucleus; cytoplasm; actin cortical patch
Molecular function (GO): protein binding; calcium ion binding
Source: RefSeq, a predicted model, not a curated record
AUGAGCAGCAAACGCAUCGAAUCCUGGGAAAUCACCCGCUACUGGGAGAUCUUCGCGUCGCUGGUCUCGCCCUCCAACCCAGCCUCCACAACCCCGCACCACCGGCUCACCAACACGCAAGCCGCGACCGUGCUCCGGAACUCGCACCUGCGCGACGACCAGCUCGAGCAGGUCUGGGACCUCUCCGACGUCGACGGCGAUGGCGAGCUGGACUUUGAGGAGUUCUGCGUCGCGAUGCGGCUGAUCUUUGACCUGGUGAACGGGGAGCUGCACGAAGUGCCCGCCGAGCUGCCGGGGUGGUUGGUGCCGGAGAGCAAGGGCCAUCUGGUCGCGGCGAGUCGCGCGUUGAAGCAGGAGGGGAGGGGUGGGGGCACCGGGUUUGAGAGGGUUGUAGAUGACGAUGCAGAGGAAGACCGGGGCUUGAGGGACGGGUUUGAGUGGUACAUGAAGCCGGCGGAUAAGAGGAAAUACGAGGAGAUUUACUCGGCGAAUAAGGACCGGAGGGGCGAGAUCAGUUUCGAAAGUCUACAUUCUCUCUAUGCGAGUUUGGACGUUCCGGAUACGGAUGUCAGGUCCGCGUGGAAUCUUAUCAAUCCGUCGGCGCAUCAGACGGUGGGCAAGGAUGCCUGUUUGGCGUUCUUACAUAUCCUCAAUAAUCGACAUGAAGGGUUCCGGAUUCCGAGGACCGUGCCACCGAGUUUGAGGGCUAGUUUUGAGAAUCGCGGCAUUGAUUAUCAGGUUGACAGUGUGAGGAAUGAGGAUAGGGCGAACAAGUAUGAUGAUACGACGACAGGGAGAAAAGCUAAGUUUGGAGAUGCUUACCUAUCCCGGAUUGGCGGUGGCAGUGGAGCAGGCAGUGGGUAUCAGCCCAAGGGCACUGACUUCUCGGAUGUUGUUGAGGAUGAGGACUUGGAGAGGGUGAGGUUGCUGAGGGAGUUGAGGGAGCUGGAACAACAGCAUGAUGCUGCGGUUGCGGCGGCGGAGAGGAAGAGGAAGCAAAGGCAGGAGGGCGGUGGGCAGAGGAAUGUGUCUGGGGGCACGAAUUGGACACUGGUCAAGAGGGAGGCACAGCAGAUGUUGGAGUAUAAACAGAGAGUGUAUGUGGAGUUGAAUUCGGAGAAGUCGGGCAAGAGUGGAGAGGAGAUGAAGAGGUUGAGGGAGGAUCUGGCGUUGGUGCAGGAGCAAGUUGAGGGAUUGGAGGCGCAUCUGAGGAGGAGGGAAGCGGAAUUGCAGAAUGUGAAAAGGGAAAUUGAUGAUGUGAAAGCAGGUAGAUAG